AAUGAACCAGCCGGUAUUGUGGAAUGUGGAGAGCGUGCCGUGUAACCCUGACCCAUGCUCGGAUCUCACUUAGUCCCGGGUCACUCCCUCAUAGUGCACAGCCUCCCUCUAAUAGUGUCCCACAUUGUUGCGACCUGUUGAGCUACUUGAACCUCCCCCACUGGGUUGGUGGGGACUUGGCCAGCAGUUCCGGUAUUGCAAAGAGACUACAGACGAUAAUGAAACAGGUGGGAGUGAGAGAAUGCUCUCCCUCUCGUGCUAUUGUCAGAUCAACUGUUCGCAGCACGUGCAGUGAGCCGCGCAGUCACGGGGCUGUCACGCGCGUCGUUGUCACGUGACUUCGCCCACGUGUCAGUCUAAAUGAAGUGACAAGUGCCGGAACAAAGCCGGGUAUUGUACAAGAAGUUGCUACUUGAGAUUUGAGCGAGAGAGCAGUCCAAACUAGUCCAUACUACACUUUGUUUCCCACAACUCGAGAGUCGAAGUGAUAUUGUCGGAGGGUUUGCCCAACGGAAAUGAUGAAGAUUGGUAUUUUUAUUAUAAUUGGUAACUACGUUGCUUUGGUUACUCUACUCGCGUUACCAGUCCACGCCAAGUCCAUACGAUCUGUAGAAGUGGAAGCCCCGAUGUGCAGGCGACAUGGUAAUCACCUCUUAGAAUUCCUCAACAAACCCCACCAGAUGAUCGUUACUGGAAUUGACUCUAAAUUCCAUGCAUUCGCCGAGAAAUAUAUCAAACAAGACCCUUCAUUGAAGAGCAAAGACUUCUGGCUCUUCGAAGAGACCGACAGUGUAAACGAAGCCAGAUUAAAGAGACGAUUGGAUAGCGACGACAACUCUCAAACGAAAAUGUUGAAUAGUAAAUUUCACAACUACAGACUGUGCAAGAGCGACCCUGUGGUUGAGCGAAGAUUCGACAAGUUCCCAUUUAUCAAGAUCAGCUGGACUUGCAAGAAGAACACUCGACUAGUCAAAAAUCUUGAUUUCGAGUGUAUACCCGUCCAAGAGGAACGGCCCAUUCUGAAAAUCUCACACGGUUGCCUGACCUUCAACACGGCUGCUGACGAAAGCUGGGAACACAGCACCGAACUGGUUAACACCGGAUGCCAGGCUAUCCUAAAGCUUAAAGAAGUCCGGCCCUGAUGAUGCAGAACUGCUCGUAUAUUUUUGCGGGUUUCGUGUUAUUUUGCGGUGUAUCGCAUGGUAAAACCCGCGGCUGUAUAUUUUCGGGGACAGAUCUUUUUUCGGGUACGGACUGAUAUUUUAACCUUGGCAUGGGCUGGUUGACUCGCCUGGUGCGGAGAUGUACGGCUUUCAAAGUCUUCUCCUUUAAACGUACGGGAUGGUGAAAUUUUACCGCUUUCUGUCCCAAAGAAGCGGUAAAAUGGGUCACCUUGUCUUUCACUUGAAGGGUAAACCUUCACCUAGUGGUAAAAGUUUACUUCUUCUCACAACAGUUCAAAAACUUGAUUGACACCCAGUUUAUGGGGGAGCCUUUGGGGGCCGGCAAAGUUAUUACAUGCUUUUCAGUUUUUGAGUUAUAUUUGUUAUUUAUUUUAUUUAAUCCGGUUUAAUCGUAUACAGUAUUGUGUCAGAAUUCCCGCCAGAGUUCCUGAUUUUAUGUAUAAUAAUUAAUUAAUUAUAAUUAGUUAAUUAAUUAUGACAAGGGACAGUAUCCCCCCCUGUGAGUGAGUGUGUGAGCGUUAACGUGUGUGAUCUUUUGUUUGAGAUUUUUUCUUUUUCACGUUGUCACGUUUCCUCGAAUUCCCAACAAUGCCGCUACAGUCGAUACAAUCCUCGUGAUCCUGUCUGUGUAAAAAGGGAGGAAACGUGGCCCGUGAGUGUGAAAGGUAUUGAUUAAUUAAUUAAUUAAUUAAUAAGUGAGAGCGAAAGGUAUUUUCUGGUUCCGUGGUAAUGAUUUUGCCUUCGUUUCAUGGACGUUCCGCGACCGAUUGUAAUGUGGCUACUGGCAGCGAGGCGAUGCACGUGACCCAUGACACGUGACGCUGAUAUUGUAUCUGAUUGGUUACUUAGUUACAAAGCGGUUACUUAGUUACAAAGCGGUUACUUAGUUACAAAGCGGUUACGUGCCAGGAUCACAACAUCGCCUCCCAACCAGUAGCCACAUACUCUACCCUACCGAUAUGUGAAAGCUCCUGUUUGAUUAAGUUUGUUGUUAUUUCAUUAUUUUCUGAGAGUUCUUAGAGCCCCUGUAUCAGACAGACUUGGGAGAAGACUUGUACAUUUUGCUGCAGAUGAUGAUAUAUGCAGAUGAUAUACAGAUUUAUGCAGAUAGAUUUAUGCAGAAAUUACUGUUUUUAGACCUGUCUCAUUGUGUUUCGGGGUUAGAUUAUGAAGUUAGUGAUUUUAGUUAUAGCCUUAUUUGGAUCCGAUCUCUCUCGCAAAAGUGUUAAUCUUGGAUUUUCGAAACGGUUCCGUACUUGCAUGAAUUAUUUUGGGAACUUUUAAUUUUCUUGAAGGUACAUUUUGGCCCCUUUUCUCAAAACAAUUUCAACAUGAAAACCAUAGUUUUUUUGUGGGCUAAAAUGUAGCUUAGAACAGUAAUAGGUAUCCUUCUAACACUUGAUUUUCAGCAAAAAUACAUAGCAAAUAGAUUCUAAUUACUUCUUUCUAUCCUAGCAAACCAUUUUCAUCCUUUCGAAAAAUUUUUAUCUAACAGACAUUGGUUGAUUAAAUUAAAUAAUUUUAUUUAAUUUCUAGAUAUUGCAUUGUUUCCCUGUUAUAUUUUACCCUGUUAUAAUUUAUGAUUGCUAAGACUAUUUAUAUACUGUAAAUUUAUAAUAUGACUGCCCUCCACGUUGCUCAAA
Messenger RNA from Bolinopsis microptera, 2827 nucleotides. RefSeq lists its product as uncharacterized. The record is from RefSeq and is a predicted model, not a curated record. The transcript is spliced from 9 exons. Lineage: Eukaryota; Metazoa; Ctenophora; Tentaculata; Lobata; Bolinopsidae. The coding region runs from base 516 to 1142 and encodes 208 amino acids.